AUGUCCAACAUAACCGUCAUAGAAAACUUCCUACUUCUUGGAUUUUCUGGGGGCCGAGAACUUCAGAUUUUACACUUUGUGAUCUUCUUAGCAAUGUACCUGGCUAUCCUGAUGGGAAAUAUUCUGAUCAUUACCCUGAUAGUUGUGAGCAAGCACCUGCAUUUCCCGAUGUAUUUCUUUCUUGUCAACUUAUCAGUCCUUGACCUUGGAUCAACCUCUGUCAUCAUUCCCAACUCGAUGGCCAAUUCUUUCAAAAACAUAAGGCUGAUUUCAUUUUCUGAAUGUGUUAGACAAAUGUUUUUCUCUGUCCUUUUCCUGUCGUCGGACUUAUUCCUCCUCACUGUCAUGGCCUAUGACCGAUAUGUAGCCAUCUGUCAGCCACUGCACUAUGCAUCUAUGAUGAGAUGGAGUAGGUGCAUCCAGAUGGCAGGAGGAGCGUGGAUGGCAGGUUUCCUUAAUGGUGUUUUGCACAUCGGUACUGUUUUUUCAUUGCCCUUUUGCUCCAACGUCAUCAAUCAGUUCUUCUGUGAAAUCUCACAUCUAGUGAAGAUCUCCUGCUCUGAUUCAUCCCGCAGUGAGCUUUGGGCUCUUUUCUUUAGUGCAUUCUUAGCUCUUGGCUGCUUUGUGCUCAUUGUCAUGUCCUAUGUGCAGAUCUUUACCACAGUGUUCAGAAUGCCCUCCAUGGAAAAUAGGCAGAAAGCUUUCUCCACUUGUAUCCCCCAUAUCAUUGUUGUAUCCACAUUUGUUGGCACCAGCCUCUUUACUCAUCUUGUUCCAACCUCUAACUCUUCAUACAAUCUUAAUGAAGUGCUUGCUGUGUUAUAUACUGUGGUGCCUCCAAUGCUGAACCCAAUAAUCUACAGCAUGAGGAACAAAGAUGUCAAAGCUGCCUUUUGGAAUUUGCUUGGUUUUAUUCUUGGUAAGAAAAAUAAAAGGCUAGCUCCCAUUAAUCCAUAA
Molecule: messenger RNA, 957 nt
Organism: Rhineura floridana
Lineage: Eukaryota; Metazoa; Chordata; Lepidosauria; Squamata; Rhineuridae
Product: olfactory receptor 14A16-like
Exons: 1
Coding region: 1-957 (318 amino acids)
Biological process (GO): G protein-coupled receptor signaling pathway
Cellular component (GO): membrane
Molecular function (GO): olfactory receptor activity; G protein-coupled receptor activity
Source: RefSeq, a predicted model, not a curated record